Messenger RNA from Xenopus laevis (African clawed frog), 466 nucleotides. RefSeq names its product ubiquinol-cytochrome c reductase binding protein S homeolog (gene uqcrb.S). The record is from RefSeq and is marked provisional. Gene Ontology annotation, biological process: mitochondrial electron transport, ubiquinol to cytochrome c. Gene Ontology annotation, cellular component: mitochondrial inner membrane; respiratory chain complex III. Lineage: Eukaryota; Metazoa; Chordata; Amphibia; Anura; Pipidae.
GUCAUUCUCACUGCAGAAAGAUGGCAGCUCGGGCACCGGUUGCUGCAUCAGGCCGCCUCUUAGAUGGUUUGCGGAAAUGGUAUUAUAAUAUUGCUGGAUUCAACAAACUCGGUUUAAUGAGAGAUGACACCAUUUAUGAAGAUGAUGACGUGAAAGAGGCAAUACGGAGGCUGCCACCUAGAGUUUAUGAUGACAGACUUUUUCGUAUCAAGAGGGCUCUGGACGUUAGCCUCAGACAGCAGCACCUCCCAAAACAACAGUGGACUAAAUAUGAAGAGGAUGUUCGCUAUCUUGAACCAUAUCUGAAAGAAGUGAUUCGUGAAAGAAAAGAAAAAGAAGAAUGGCAAAAGAAAUGAGCUGUAAAUGCUGUUUUCUCUUCUGGGAAAGUUUAUGUAAAUGUCUUUCUAUUCAAACAGAGCACGUCCUUAUGUACUCGUGGGACUCGCCAAUAAAUACACCUUCAGCA